UGAGAUGCUGUGAGGCUCCCCUUAGGUGACACCAAAGAGGGCGCCGCUUCGUAAGGUCCUGACUGGUCACCACCCUUUUCAGCACCCUAGUUCCCUCCUCCCGACCCCACCUCAAUUCCCACCUCUCCGAGUCCUUCUCCUCCCACCACUCCUUAUCCUAGGGCUCCGCAGCUUCGCCCUCCCCACGCGGGGCGGCAGGGCGGCGGGGCUUUGCUGCCUGGCCGGGCGGCGCUCAGGCUGGCCAGCUUCGGAUAGGCGCCGCUCGCAGCCAAUCAGCGUGCCGGGGACGCUGCGCGCUUUAAGGCCGCUGCGGGGAGAACAGAAACCAAGUUCCCCGGCAACCGGCAGCAUCCACCCGGCGGCAGGCGGGAGCCAGCGAGGCCCGGAAGGCUACAGAGUGCGCCAGCCACUCGGAAUCUAGCGCGCCCCUACUUCUCUUCGUCUUCCUUCGCCUCCCACCCGCCAAAGGUCCGACUGGUCUCUGCGCCAACCCUAGGGAGGGGGUUAGGAGCAGCCGCGCCCCCCUCCCCGCGGCAGCCGCCCCCUGCUCUCCCAGCUCAGCUCACUGCCGCGUGCGCCCGGGCCCGUGCGCCCCGGCAGCGCCAGCCAUGUCGAUGCUGCCGUCGUUUGGCUUUACGCAAGAGCAAGUGGCGUGCGUGUGCGAGGUUCUGCAGCAAGGAGGGAACCUGGAACGCCUGGGCAGGUUCUUGUGGUCGUUGCCCGCCUGCGAUCACCUGCACAAGAACGAGAGCGUGCUCAAGGCCAAGGCGGUGGUCGCCUUCCACCGCGGGAACUUCCGCGAGCUCUACAAGAUCCUGGAGAGCCACCAGUUCUCGCCUCACAACCACCCUAAACUGCAGCAGCUGUGGCUGAAAGCGCACUACGUGGAGGCCGAGAAACUUCGCGGCCGACCCCUGGGUGCCGUGGGCAAAUAUAGAGUGCGCCGAAAAUUCCCGUUGCCGCGCACCAUCUGGGAUGGCGAGGAGACCAGCUACUGCUUUAAGGAGAAGUCUCGGGGCGUGCUGCGGGAGUGGUACGCGCACAACCCCUACCCCUCGCCGCGGGAGAAGCGGGAGCUGGCCGAGGCCACCGGCCUCACCACCACCCAGGUCAGCAACUGGUUUAAGAACCGGAGGCAAAGAGACCGGGCCGCCGAGGCCAAGGAAAGGGAGAACACCGAAAACAAUAACUCCUCCUCCAACAAGCAGAAUCAACUCUCUCCUCUGGAAGGGGGCAAGCCGCUCAUGUCCAGCUCAGAAGAGGAAUUCUCACCUCCCCAGAGUCCAGACCAGAACUCGGUCCUUCUGCUCCAGAGCAAUAUGGGCCACGCCAGGAGCUCAAACUAUUCUCUUCCAGGCCUAACAGCCUCACAGCCCAGCCACGGCCUGCAGGCUCAUCAGCAUCAGCUCCAGGACUCUCUACUGGGCCCACUCACCUCCAGUCUGGUGGACUUGGGUUCCUAAGUGGAGAGAUACUGGGGCCUUGAAGGGAUGACCGGAGCAGCAACCACCCGCAGCAUCUAGGGACACUUGUACAUAGAAGCCAGGGACAACUCUGCAGCUUGUUUCUGAGGUUCUUUAGGUAGAGAGGAACCACAGGCUUUCACAAUUGUCUUUUUAAAAAUUACAACCAACAGCGAUCUCAGUUGAGCAUACUCUUGUUCUUCUCUCCAGAUUCUUAAUACCCUUGCAUUUCCCCUCCCACUAAAAGGUCAGGAAACAACAAAACCACCUAGGCUUUGUUCUGGGCAACCCAGGCAUCCCUUCUUCCAUCUCUUCCUCCUCUUCUUCCUCUCCUUCCUCCUUCUCUUCGUCUUCUUUUUAUGAACAGAAAUUACAAAUCAACUGGAUUUUAAUUAUAUUCUUUAAUUUAUUUAUGGAGAAACAGCUUAGGGAAGAGGAACAGGAAAUGAAGAGAAAGAGAGACAGAGAUAGAGAUAUCAAAAUAAUGAAAACAAGAAACCUCAGUCUGAGGGGAACUGGCUGCCUUCUUAAGAUGAAUAGGAAAACUAUAAUCACAGCUGUUUUUUUGAUGGGAAGAUUAAGUUUACAUUUUUCAUAUUUAGUGUUAAAUAAUUUUGUGUAGAUUAAAAUAAAAGAGCAGUAUUAGUGAGGGAAGCAAGUGCCUAAAUGUCUUAAUGUCCUCUCUGGGAGGCAGUUAGAAUAGCAGCCGUGUUAGUGACACAACUAUUGUUGUCAAUUUUAAUGGGGGUUUUGGUGAAUGUUUUCUUAUUUUUUUUUAACUUUUAUGACAAACUCUAAACAUGUACCAACGAGGGAGGAGAAAAACCCGAUUUCCUAAAUGUCAUCACUUCUUCCUUAGAGGCUUUCCAGUCUGUAGGCUGCCUCUGUCCAGAGGGCUCUGCUCCUCCUAGUUUCUACUUGCAAGGGGGUGCCAACCAAUCUGGCAGCCUGGUAUUUGUUACUAGAAGAGCGUGUGUUUUUAGGCUUCAUUUUUAUUGUAUCUAAACCAGUCUACAUUAAAAUUCAGUAGACCAGCAGGAGUUCAAUUCUGUUUCUGAAAGGUGAGUUGUGUACUGCUGUCACCGGGCCUAUUGGAAAAACAAGUUUUCUUGCUUUCUUAGUAGUAGUCAUGAAUUGCAGGGUAUUUUUGAAUUCUAUCACCCAAAACCAAGAGGAUAGUGGCUGGGUUAACAAUAUGAUGAAAGAAAAGAGAUUCAGCCUUGGAUAUUUAUUUAUUUUUUGUUAUUUAGAAAUGCAGUUUUGUUUACCACUGUUUCUUCUCCACAGCCUUCAUAUGUUAGCUUGGCUCUCCUGUGUUAGCAACUUAUGAAAAGACUGUGAAAGUAAACGUAAUUUAUCUGUUUUUUUUAUUUUAAAGGGAACUCGAACAAGAAUUUAAAAUUAUGAAUUGAUUUGUACAAAUUAAAAAAAAGCAGGCCAUCGGAAGCUCCUUUGUCAGAUAGUGUCCAGAAAAAUCCCAGUAAUCAUGAAGGCUCCAUGUUCUUUUUGCCUGGGGCAAAAUGAUGUAUCUUAUGUAUUUAGCUUUUAAGACUAGUGAAACAAAUGGCAUUAUUUAUUAAAAUUCUACUCAGGAUAACAGGAUUGGCUUGCUGCUCGUGCUUUGUAAAAUAUUGUUCCCCAGGGAGAGUUUAUUUAUUUUUCUGACAUGACAGUUUCAUAAUUUUGAUUUUUCCUCAUUUGUAAGUGUCAAUAUUAAUAUAUUUCUUUCUUAUCUUUCC
This is a messenger RNA of Grammomys surdaster, 3202 nucleotides long. RefSeq names its product SIX homeobox 1 (gene Six1). Gene Ontology annotation, biological process: regulation of transcription by RNA polymerase II. Lineage: Eukaryota; Metazoa; Chordata; Mammalia; Rodentia; Muridae. The record is from RefSeq and is a predicted model, not a curated record. The transcript is spliced from 2 exons. Bases 609 to 1463 code for a protein of 284 amino acids. Gene Ontology annotation, cellular component: transcription regulator complex; nucleus. Gene Ontology annotation, molecular function: RNA polymerase II cis-regulatory region sequence-specific DNA binding; DNA-binding transcription factor activity, RNA polymerase II-specific.